UUGUUGUUUCAUAAAUAUCGUAAUUGUGUAAGGUUCCACGUUACGUGAUCUGUCGACUUAAAUAGAUAAAUUUACAAUGACCAGCAACGAGGAUAACAAGAGCGAAGUCUCGGUCAACAUGGAAAGUGAAAAUGGAAAUGCUGAAGUGGAGGACAGUGAAAAAAUCAUGAUCAUUGAUCCAGAAUCUGAAGAGUUGGAUUUCAAUCAUUCGCGCUUGACGAAAUUGGAAAACUUGGAGCCUCUGCAUAAAAUAAAAAAACUGUGCUUCACCUGGAACUUGAUCAAAAAAAUUGAAAAUCUCAAUACCCUGCAAACUCUAAUUGAAUUAGAACUGAGGGAUAAUCAAAUUACUGUUAUUGAAAAUUUAGAUGCCCUUGUAAAUUUACAACUACUGGACUUAUCAUUUAAUAGAAUUAAAAAAAUCGAAGGCUUGACAAAUUUGGUGAAUUUACAAAAAUUGUUUCUUUCGUCUAAUAGAAUUACAAAAAUUGAAAAUUUAUCACAUUUGAAAAAUUUAAAUAUGUUAGAGUUGGGAGACAACAAGAUUAGGGAAAUUGAAAACUUGGAGGGUUUGGGUAAUUUGACUAAUUUGUUUUUGGGAAAAAAUAAAAUUUCGGUCAUAAAAAAUUUAAAUAGCUUGAAAAAUCUUACAUUGUUGAGCAUUCAAAGCAAUAGAAUUAUAUGUAUUGAGAAUCUAACAGAACUGACAAAUUUGGAGCAGUUGUACUUGUCAGAAAAUGGCCUUACCAGCAUAGAAGGAUUAGAAAAUUGCCUAAAAAUAUCAACUCUUGACUUGGCAAACAAUAAAUUAAAAUACAUCAACAACAUACAGCAUCUCACUGAACUAGAAGAGUUUUGGGUUAACAAUAAUGAAAUUGAAGAUUGGACCACUAUUGAUAACUUGACAGCUAAUAAAAAAUUACAAACUGUGUACUUGGAGCAUAAUCCCAUUGCAAAAGAUCCAAAUUACAGAAGAAAAAUAAAAUUAAUUUUACCUUGGCUACUACAACUGGAUGCUACUCUGUGUCGAUGAGACCAUAAAUCUUUGUCUUUCAAUGAUAAUGUUGGAGAUAAUGUAGAGGAUGGAAGGAUACCUCUUACCAAGAAUAAUGAUGAACUAAGUGGCUGUUGAGGAAAUUUAGUAUUUUUAUAAUUAUCAUAGAAGCUUUACUGUUGAACUUAACGUUUUACAAUGAAAAUAAGUAACUGAAAAAAAAAGACUGUGUAAAGUUACAUUCUAAGCAUACUCUUUGAAGAUAAACUUGAAUACAUUGCGUUGCAAAUAAUAUUUGUGCGGAAUAUGCAAUGUGUGGCAUAAUAUUCACAAGUAUUUAAAUCCACCUUACAAUUAUCAAGAUACCAAUAUUGAUUACAUAAAAAACUAUAUUUGUGCAAAACACUUAUUUUAAUAGAUUAAACAUGUAAAUUUAAAAUAAACCUUUGAAAACGCAUUGUCAAACUACUGUUGGAUGUAUAAGUCCUCUGGUGAUGAAACAUCACUUAAUUGUAAACUUAAAAAAAAAUAAUGAAAUAUUCAUACGACCGUU
Messenger RNA from Copidosoma floridanum, 1547 nucleotides. RefSeq lists its product as uncharacterized. Lineage: Eukaryota; Metazoa; Arthropoda; Insecta; Hymenoptera; Encyrtidae. The record is from RefSeq and is a predicted model, not a curated record. Gene Ontology annotation, molecular function: protein binding.